Aplysia californica (California sea hare) is the source of this 606-nucleotide messenger RNA. RefSeq lists its product as uncharacterized. The transcript has 2 exons. Lineage: Eukaryota; Metazoa; Mollusca; Gastropoda; Aplysiida; Aplysiidae. The record is from RefSeq and is a predicted model, not a curated record. Bases 259 to 606 code for a protein of 115 amino acids.
AAAAAUUGACGAGAGCCUGAUUCCACCACGCUGCCUCACAUGGUAUCAUCUUAAUACUUGUUCAUGCCGGUUUUUGAGUUCUUUGGUUUGUUUGUUUAAUUAUUUUAGACGAGCGCCUGAUUUCCCCGCAAGGCCAGAUAAAUUGUUUCAAUGGUGGCACGAAGCAUCUACAGAACACACUAUCGGUAAUUCUUUACCUUCCUCCAGAAGUCCCUCCUACCCCUAGUAGCUCUGCUUAGCGCGAGCACGUGGUACGUGAUGCACGUGCAAGGAGAGACAACUCAGAUCCCAAUCGGCGACUGUGUGGGAAGGGACGAGGAGCUGAGGACGACCGUCAACAACCUGGCCAGACAAAUGAUGCUCCAACAGCUAUUUGUGGAGGAGAAGUCCCGAUCUGACGGGGACUCAGGGCUCAAGUCGAUCCGACUCAGCAACGACGGCACCCAGCCCUACUAUGCGAACUCCCACGUGAGCUGGUCUGUCGCCGCCAUCCACGACCACCCGGACCACAUGAACACUGUGGGGAUGGGGGAACUGCUGGCUGUGCUGAAUGGCGUGGAGUUCAGAACCCGUCAUAACGACUAUACUCUUUACAAACCCAGGUGA